GGCGUGUAGCGCGGCGCACGCUUUAUCUUAACACUAAUUUGAGCAACAACUACACAAAUUUCAUUCAACAUUAGCAUCAUAAUUUGGCAAGAUGCAGUGCUCGCCAUUUCGAAUGCUGGUAAUUGUACUGGCGAUAUUUUCAAUAGGAUUUCACCUUACUGGUAUAAUUGCACCGGCAUGGCUUCGGAUGUCAAUGGAGAUUCAUACUGACCUCAAGGAUAGUUCAGUGGAGGUACAUAUAGGAUUAUGGUUUAAUAUCAUCUGUCAAAAUGGAGGAAUGGCUAAGGAUUGUGUGACCAUGUUUACAUUUGGAAAUAUGGACAGCGAUGGUGAAACCCCUGCCAUGAAUUUCGAGGUAAUCAAAGCGCUCGUGAUGACUGGCGAGUCAAUGUGCUUGCUCGGCUUCGUCCUCGUGCUUAUCCACUUCCACCGCGAGAACAACCUCAACCCCAGCCAGGCUCUAGCUGUCCUAGCAGCACUCGUGUUUUUUGUGUGCGCUCUGAUUGUAUUCGGCGCGGUGGGUAUCCAAGGUUACCGAAACCAGACGUUUGUUGAUACGACAACAUCGUUAUACACAAGCUCCAAUGGUCAAAUUAGCUUUGAAAUUUACUUUCCCUGGGCGUUACUCGUGUCAGGAAUAGGCGCUGCGCUUGCGUUGUUUGCGGCCAUGGCUGUCUCAAUCCAUGUUUGUUGCUACAAGCCUCAACAUCGGGGUGAUGUCGUCUACUCGGCGAAUUACACCAGUUCGCCUCAGACUGAGCCCAUGUAUUGAUGUUGUGAGGCGAAAGUGUGGCUAGUUAAAUGACAAUACCCACAUGGGUUACGUGAAACGUUAUGAAAGUCUAGUGUUGUCGAGCGUGGGGACUAUUGAUAUAGUGUCAUGCACACAGUUAUCAAACGUUACCAGUCAUGUUUAGUAUUUUGUAGUAUCUAAAGGUGGAAAUGAACGUGAUGCUUGUGAGAUGUGGACUUUAUACAGCACUGCAGACAGGACUGCAAUUAUACACAAUUGUUGAAAUCUUUUUAGAACACUUAAUUCUAUUUCAAUUUAUUCACAUAAUUAAUUUAUAACUUAAAUAAAUAUUUAAAUAAAGUUAUCCUACGCAUAUGUUUAAAGUAUAUUUCUCUGAUAAAAUUGGUGCACAUUGUGUGAAUAGUCCACAAGUACAUUUAACUAAUGCAUUUCAUUUUAAAUAUACUAUCUACUUUUUUAAA
Molecule: messenger RNA, 1215 nt
Organism: Dreissena polymorpha
Lineage: Eukaryota; Metazoa; Mollusca; Bivalvia; Myida; Dreissenidae
Exons: 5
Coding region: 92-772 (226 amino acids)
Source: RefSeq, a predicted model, not a curated record